Molecule: messenger RNA, 4682 nt
Organism: Pelodiscus sinensis (Chinese soft-shelled turtle)
Lineage: Eukaryota; Metazoa; Chordata; Testudines; Trionychidae
Source: RefSeq, a predicted model, not a curated record
AUGAUUGAAAGAAGAAAACACCCCUCUGGGGGCAGCAUUCAGAAAAAGAAAGAAGCAAAGGAAGCUUUUCUAUCUAAGCAGGAAGGUGCUCUCCUGAGACACACAGACACAAAUGUUCACAGUGAGCCUUCUGGCCCCAGUGAGGAUGUGAGUGGUGAGGAGAUUCCUGAUCUUCCAGUUAGUCAGAGUGCAGGUGACCUGGCACUUACUGCAGCAUCCAUAUCUCCAUCUCAAAUGGAUGUAACCAUGCACAUUCCUGAAGAAAAGUGUAAAUCAGAGAACAGAAAAGAGUGUGAACCUAGUGAAAAUGUCCCUACAAUGGUGACUGUCAGAGAGAAUUUUCUAGAAUUUAUUGACAUUGAUGAUACUACAGGAGCUGGUAUGACAAAUGUGCUUCUUAAAAAGCUGAAAGAUAUGGGAAUUGCGAUAGCUGACAUGAGAGGGCAGGUCUAUUAUAAUGGUGCCAACAUGAGAGGAAAGAACAGAGAAGUGCAGAAACAGAUUCAAGAGUUAAACCCUCAAGCUUUUUUUGUCCCAUGCUGUUCUCAUUCAUUGAACUUGGUGGAAUAUAUUAAGGGACUUUGUGAACCUGAAUUAGAAGAAAAGGAAUAUUAUCCAAAGGACAUGCACUGCAUUUUCGUUGGCGCACAGAGCCUGUUUCUUAACUGUCUUAUUCAGGAUACCUGUGCAGAUAUAACAGUGCAGGAAAUAGGAUUGCUUAUUAUUAAGGGUGGUGCAGAAGCUGUUGUAAUGGCUAGAAGUCAUAUUCAGCAAUUUGUGAAACUCUUUAAAAACAAUGAAAGCUUAUUAAGUGACAAGGAAUCAAAUGUAAAAAAACAAUUUAAACAAUUUGUGGAAGCACAUGCAGAUAAAUAUACAAUGGACUUGUUGAUCUUGCCUAGCUCACUAAAAAGAGAACUUCUGAAUCUUACACAAAGUGAUUGUUGUGAAGCAGAUGGCAAUAUUAUAGAUCUUACUACAGAUUUGGUAAGCACAUCUGAAUUUUCACAGAACAAAACCCCAAAAAUAACGAUGAGUGGAGAUGGAAGAACUGUUGGGGAGGAAGCAAGAAAUAAAGCUGGAACCCCUGUAACAGAGCUUACAAAACAAAUGGAUACAGUGUUUUCCAAUGCACCAGGAAGAGGUUUUAUUCCUAUAAGUGGUGUGACUCCACUUGAGACAUCUCUUUCCAAAGAGAGACAGUCAUGUAAAAGAAGGUGUUCUGAUGCUGAGGAAAGGCUUCCUAAGAAACAGUUUUCACUAGAAAGUGAUCAGGAGGGCAGGCCUACACAAUGUAGUGAAGAUCCAGAUGGGAGAGCAGUUGUUGAUCUGACUUCUGAUAAUUGCAGUGAAUUGGAUGAUCCACGUUUCUCUAUUAAAGACUGCGAAGACAUUAGUGAGGAAAUGGAAUACAAGAUUCUUGUAAACUUUUUCAGGACCAUGGGAUAUUCCCAAAAAAUUGUAGAGAAAGUUAUUAGUGAACUGGGACAAUCAGUGGAACCAUUAAUGCUCCUGGAAGCAAUAGAAAAGGAAAGUACAAAGUUUCAGAAGGAAAAAGAACAGUCACAGCAAAUAUCUAGAUCUGUAAGUGUGCAUUCAGGUGGUAAUGCAGAUCUUUCUCAGCCUCUGCAAUAUAGAGAUUCUGUCAGUAAAAAUCAACUUAAACCAGGUCAUACUUUAAAGGAGAUAAAAAAUGUAAAACAAAGAGAAAAUUCUCCAUGUGCACGUCUUCUGCCAGAAGACAAAAUGCAUGCGUCAAGUUAUAAAAAUAAAAUUGCUGUUCCUUGUGGUAAAAAUUCAGCAGAGCAUUGUAAACAAGUACACUUGAAUUCUUUUGAUCAAAGUCCCAGGACAAAUGAUAUAGAGACUGAUGGUCUUGUACCUUCUUCUAACAUUUCACAAGAAUUCAUGAAAAAUGGAGCACUAAAAAAUGUUGACUUUGUUGCAAGAGGGAGCUCAGACAGAGCAUGUGAAUCAGUUCAGACUGAAACUGUAAACCAACAAAAAUCUACACAGCUCUCGAAUACACAGAAUAGUCAACCUGAUCAAAUGGCGAGACCAGGACAUUGCAAUCCUUCUCAGCUUAGAUUCCUCCACCAACCCUCUUUUGAUAUCCACAAACCUGUUGAAUGUACUUUUCCAAACUCUGUAUUUCCAUCCCAUCCACAUGCUCCAAAUCUAGAGAGGAAGCCAGCUGGACCAUACAAUCAUCAUACAGAUGCCUCAGUUACUGGGAUUCAAAGAUUUAUGGAUUCUCUGAAAAAGCCAUACAAUUUGGAAUUGAAAAAUGAACCUGGGAAAGCAUCUUUAAAAUACAUCAUUAUAGAUGGGAGCAACGUUGCAAUUUCUCAUGGUCUACAGAAGUUCUUCUCCUGUCGAGGAAUUGCAAUAGCUGUUGACUAUUUCUGGAAACGUGGCCACAGAAACAUUACGGUGUUUGUUCCACAGUGGAGAACAAGACGUGAUCCUAACAUCAAAGAGCAGCAUUUCUUAACACAGCUCCAGGAUGUUGGAAUAUUAUCUCUAACUCCUGCAAGGAUGGUAUUGGGAGCAAGAAUUGCUGCUCAUGAUGACAGAUUUUUGCUGCAUCUUGCUGAUAAAACUGGAGGUAUUAUUGUUACCAAUGAUAAUUUCAGAGAAUUUGUGACGGAAUCGUAUUCUUGGAGAGAGAUUAUUCAAAAAAGGUUGCUCCAAUAUACAUUUGCUGGGGACAUAUUCAUGGUUCCUGAUGAUCCUUUGGGAAGAAAUGGACCUAGAUUAGAGGACUUCCUUCGGAGUGAAGGCUGUUCUAGAGAUUUUCCAUUAUCACAAAUAACUCUACCAACUGGGGGACUGCAUUCUUCUGGGACCUCACACUUCAUGCCAAUACCCAAGUCAUGCAGUAAUAGACAACCUAAGACUGAAGUACGUGGCGGUCCUCCAUCUGCCUGGCCUCCGUUGGAACCAAACUUUCCAAAUGUACACACUGGUCUUACAAUUCCCCCACAAAGAUCUUCUACAGAAACAAUACAGCUAAGGGAAGCGUUGACAAAAAUAUUUCCCGAUUCUGAGCAGAGACAGAAGAUUGAUCGAAUACUAGCUGAACAUCCAUUCAUGAGAGACCUUAAUGCACUGUCUGCCAUGGUACUUGAUUAAGUAUAAUACAAGGAGUUUACAUUAUGAUUGAUCUAUCUAAACUUUGAAUGUCAAUGUGAAGAAACAUGUUGCUGAGUGUCGAGUCACUUUAUGAAUAUUCAACAUUUAGUACUUUUAUUUGUAUAAAAGAUAUGAACUAUUUUUAUGCAUAUUCCUAUGGUUUUCAAACAAACAUUUUUGGUAACUUAAGUUAUGCUGCUAUUACAGAUUUGUAUUAACAAUUUCUGCAAAAGAAAACAAUUUUAUUUGCCUCCUUGAAAAUGUUUAUUAAAGUAGUAGCAGUUCUAUUUAGAAUAGUGUAUUUGCACUUGUUUCAUAAUUAUCCUGGGGGGAGGGAUGUCAUAUUUGGCCCACUCAGAUUACAAUAUUUAUUUUAAAAUAUAAGCUGAAAAUGGCACCUCUUAUAACCGUAUACUAUGUAUGCACAUUAUCUCAUUAGCAUUAAGUACACACCUUCAGGUAGUUGUUUUUUGCCACCUGAUUGGAAUUGCUUAUACUGUUAUAGAAUAUUACAUUUUGCCUGUAUUGUAGAAGUAAUACCAUUAGGUGGCAGCUUGUAUCCGUUAAUGUAUAACAACCAAGAAAAAGAUUUAUACCCAUUGGCAUUUCUGAAUUUAAUCAAAAGAACAUACAAGCAAAGAGAACUAAAUUGAUAACCGAGAGCAUGCUACUGCAGUACCAUAUAGGGAAUAAAUAGUGAGAGGACCAUUUGAAUAUUAUGUUAUGACACACAAAAACCUCAGAGUAUUGAGCUAUUAUUGCAUGAGGCUAGGAAAUAAACAGUAGUCUGUACACAUGGGUGGGAUUUUACUGCCUCUCUAGUUCAAAAGUAACUUUAUUUUUAAAAUGAAGUAGCUCACCUUGCUAAUUCGAAGUGGGGGUUACUACCUUAAAGUAUUCCCCCAAAGGAAUGAUAUAGUCACUUGUGGAGGUACAUUUGUUUUAACAGAAAAAUUUAAAAGAACCACAACAGUUUGAAGAUGCCAAGUAACUGAUUUUUUUUAAAUGGUCAGAAAGGAUCUCUGUGACCAAAACGGGGGGGGAAAGGCUUUACACUAUUAUGUGCAAUACUUCCUAUAUAAAAUGUGCUAGUUAUAAGUUCUUUUCAGUUUUGGUUACAAGUAUUGUGGUCUCAAUUAAAACAAAGCUGUAUUUUUCUGCCAUGUACCUAAUCACCAGUCAUCUUAACUAAUUUUUUACUUUUCUUUUAAACUGUAUUAAUUGCUGGGUUGUUGAUGACUAGAACUUCCCACAGCUAAAAUUAUCUGCUCGUAAAAUCUUUGGCCUUCAAGAACAUGUGGCCUUAUUUUGGAUUGGUGUACUGCUCUGGAGGCCCAAGAGGUGGUGUCAGUGCACAGACAUGGAGCCUCGAAGCACUGUUGAAACAAGUAGCUCUAAUUACUCACAAUAGCAGCAGCUUGCUUUAAGGAAACGAGUAAGUUUGUUUACAUAACUUUUUUUCCCUAGGUUUCUUAAAAUUUACAUGAAUCAACUGAAAGAAAAUGUGUCCAAUGAUUUAUUAAAGUUAGCAAAAUGAUCUUGCUGAA